Phacochoerus africanus (Common warthog) is the source of this 4276-nucleotide messenger RNA. RefSeq names its product DENN domain containing 2B (gene DENND2B). The coding region runs from base 206 to 3607 and encodes 1133 amino acids. NCBI's taxonomy places the organism in Eukaryota, Metazoa, Chordata, Mammalia, Artiodactyla, Suidae. The transcript has 20 exons. Gene Ontology annotation, biological process: positive regulation of ERK1 and ERK2 cascade. The record is from RefSeq and is a predicted model, not a curated record.
ACCGGCCAGGCCGGCCUGCAGCCCCGCUCGCCUGGCUGGAAGGAGCCGGGAAGGUCAGCGGAAGGAGCUGCGGGCCGCCCUCCGCAGAUUCCGAGCCGAGUGAGGGGAUUUGGGGGCCCGGGGCUCGCUGGCAGACGGGGUGUGAGGAUGGAGUGGACCGGAAAGCGCCGGGACUCUCAGGGCUCUGUGUUUGCAGAGAGCGGAAAUGACCAUGACCGCCAACAAGAAUUCCGGCCUCACCCACAGAGCUGGGGGCACUAAGGCCCCUCGGGGGACUCUGAGCAGGUCUCAGUCAGUCUCUCCACCUCCAGUUCUCUCCCCACCGAGGAGUCCCAUCUACCCGCUCAGUGACAGUGAGACGUCAGCCUGCAGGUACCCGAGCCGCUCCGGCUCCCGGCUGCUCCUCAAGGACUGGCAGCCCCGUGAUCCUUCACCCCCAAAUCCUCAGGCCCCCACCCCAGACGCUUCACCACCCUUCUGUCCCCUCAAGGCCACCAGCUUCGGUUAUUUGGACAGAAGCCCUUCCGUGUGCAAGAGAGAUGACCAGGCGGAGGGCGGCGCAGGGGCAGCCCGGGGUGUGGCGGGACUAGCUGCCUGCCUGCCCCUCGCCCAGAGCACGCCGGCCCCGGGGCCAGCGGCGGGCCCCCGGGGCGCCUUUCUGAACCGCCCUGGCCCCCGCGCCUGCAGCCUGGGCAUCCGGGAGAAGAUCUCGGCAUGGGAGGGCCGCCGGGAGGCUGCGCCCAGGACGAGCGCGUGCGGAGAGAGGCGGGAGGGCUCCGGGGGCGCCAGCACGGCCAGUGAGGGCUGCCCGGGCGCGGGCUGCGCCAGCGUGGAGCCGUCCCCCUGCAGCUCGGAGAAGACCUUCGACUUCAAGGCCCUCCGGAGGAUGAGCAGGACCUUCUCCGAGUGUUCCUACCCUGAGACCGAGGAGGAGGGAGAGGCGCUUCCUGCCCGGGACUCGUGCCAUCGGCUGGAGCGGCGGCCAGGCCGAAGCGAGCCCGGCCCGGGCCCCAGGGGGCAGGGCGGCAGGAAGGAGAGCUCCGCGGUGCUGAGUCGGAUCCAGAAAAUUGAACAGGCCCUGAAGGAGCAGCCCGGCCGGGGGCUCCCCCAGCUCCCCAGCAGCUGCUACAGCGUAGAGCGAGGGAGAAGGAAGCCUGGGACCUUGGAGGAGCCGGCGGGGAGCGCUGGUGGCCGGGCAGGCGGAGGGGCCGGAGUCGGGGGGAAGGCGGGCCCGCCCUCGGAGAGGGAAGGCCGCGGCUCUGCGGGCGCCACGCAGCCCGGGGCCCCUGCGAACAGCCUGGCCCCCCAGCCGCCCCCGUCGAGGAGCUCCCCCGACCCCGCCGUGAACCCUGUUCCCAAGCCCAAGCGCACCUUCGAAUACGAGGCGGACAAGAACCCCAAGAGUCAGCCGAGCAAUGGUCUACCUCCUUCUCCCACACCUGCUGCUCCACCGCCCUUGCCCUCCACCCCAGCCCCGCCGGCCACCCGCAGACCCAGGAGGGACCUGCGCGCGCACCGCAAGGCCCAGAGCAGAAAAUCCUUUGAGUUUGAGGAUGCGUCCAGCCUCCAGUCCCUGUACCCUUCUUCUCCCACUGAGAAUGGUACCGAGAGCCAACCCAAGUUUGGAUCCAAAAGCACUUUAGAAGAAAACGCCUAUGAAGACAUUGUGGGGGAUCUGCCCAAGGAGAAUCCGUAUGAGGAUGUGGACUUGAAGAGCCGAAGGGCAGGCCGAAAACCCCAGCCGCUGUCGGAGACCUCCCUGGACUCUUUGCACAGGAUGUGGAGCCCGCAGGACCGCAAGUACAACAACCCGGCCGCUCAGCUCUCCCUGAAACCUGGCAGCCAGUCCCUGCGCAGUGGGAACUGGUCAGAAAGGAAAAGCCACCGGCUGCCACGACUGCCCAAGAGGCACAGCCACGACGACAUGCUGCUGCUGGCUCAGCUGAGCCUGCCAUCCUCGCCGUCCAGCCUCAACGAGGACAGCCUCAGCACCACGAGCGAGCUGCUCUCCAGCCGCCGCGCCCGCCGCAUCCCCAAGCUCGUCCAGAGAAUUAACUCCAUCUACAGCGCCAAGAGGGGGAAGAAGAGGUUGAAAAAGCUGUCUAUGUCCAGCAUUGAGACGGCCUCGCUUCGAGAUGAGAAUAGCGAGAGCGAGAGCGACUCGGACGACAGGUUCAAAGCCCACACGCAGCGCCUGGUCCACAUCCAGUCGGUGCUGAAGCGCGCGCCCAGCUACCGGACGCUGGAGCUGGAGCUGCUCGAGUGGCAGGAGCGGGAGCUGUUUGAGUACUUCGUGGUGGUGUCCCUCAGGAAGAGGCCGUCCCGGAACACCUACCUCCCCGAGGUCUCCUACCAGUUCCCCAAGCUGGACCGACCCACCAAGCAGAUGCGGGAGGCUGAGGAGCGGCUCAAGGCCAUACCCCAGUUCUGCUUCCCCGACGCCAAGGACUGGCUCCCCGUGUCUGAGUACAGCAGUGAGACUUUUUCUUUCAUGCUGACGGGGGAGGACGGCAGCAGACGCUUUGGCUACUGCAGGCGUUUACUGCCAAGUGGGAAGGGGCCCCGGCUGCCAGAGGUUUACUGUGUCAUCAGCCGCCUCGGCUGCUUCGGCCUGUUUUCCAAGGUCCUGGACGAGGUGGAGCGCCGGCGGGGCGUCUCGGCGGCGCUGGUCUACCCCUUCAUGAGGAGCCUCAUGGAGUCGCCCUUCCCCGCCCCCGGGAAGACCAUCAGAGUGAAGACUUUCCUGCCGGGCGCUGGCAACGAGGUGCUGGAGCUGCGGCGGCCCACGGACUCGCGGCUGGAGCACGUGGACUUCGAGUGCCUCUUCACCUGCCUGAGUGUGCGCCAGCUCAUCCGCGUCUUCGCCUCGCUGCUGCUGGAGCGCCGCGUCAUCUUCAUCGCCGACAAGCUCAGCACCCUGUCCAGCUGCUCCCACGCGGUGGUGGCCUUGCUGUACCCCUUCUCCUGGCAGCACACCUUCAUCCCCGUGCUCCCGGCCUCCAUGAUUGACAUCGUCUGCUGCCCCACCCCCUUCCUGGUCGGCCUGCUCUCCAGCUCCCUCCCCAAGCUGAAGGAGCUGCCUGUGGAGGAGGCGCUGAUGGUGAACCUGGGGUCGGACCGAUUCAUCCGACAGAUGGAUGACGAGGACACGCUGUUACCCAGGAAGUUGCAGGCGGCCCUGGAGCAGGCCCUCGAGAGGAAGAACGAGCUGAUCUCCCAGGACUCUGACAGCGACUCCGAGGACGAGUGCCACACCCUCAACGGGCUGGUGUCGGAGGUGUUCAUCCGGUUCUUCGUGGAGGCCGUGGGGCACUACUCCCUCUUCCUGACCCAGACGGAGAAGGGCGAGAGGGCCUUUCAGCGAGAGGCCUUCCGCAAGUCUGUGGCCUCCAAGAGCAUCCGCCGCUUUCUCGAAGUUUUCAUGGAGUCUCAGAUGUUUGCCGGCUUCAUCCAAGACAGGGAGCUGAGAAAGUGUCGGGCAAAGGGCCUCUUUGAGCAGCGAGUGGAGCAGUACCUGGAGGAGCUCCCGGACACCGAGCAGAGCGGGAUGAACAAGUUUCUGCGAGGUCUGGGCAACAAGAUGAAGUUCCUCCACAAGAAGAAUUAAGCUCUUGCCGGCGCCUCGCGGAGCCCGGGGCGGGGGCGGGGGGCUGUGGCGGCUGCGCCCCCACAGGCCCCGCCCGGCCAGCCCACCUCUGCCUUCACAGAAUCCCAGGAUACUGUUUGUAAAUAAUCUGCUGUAAGCCUUCGUACCUGUUUCUGUAGCCAGCAGAGAGCAUCCGGUAAAUAUUUGGACAUCCCCCAGGGCCGGUGCCUUCCCGCCCUGCCCGAGCAUGGACGCCGUGUCGCUGGGUGCUGGCGACUGGCCCAUUACGUGCAGCGGACUGUCUCAGCAGAACCACUGACCUUCCCGGGAGCCGCCCGCCUGCCUGCCCGCGGCCCCUGCUGCCAGUCUCGGGCCCGGACAGCAGAUGCUGUCUUGUCAUGUACAGGACUUUGUUUCAAAAGAACUGAAGAGUAUCUGUGUUUUCCCAGCAGUCCCUCGCCCCGACCCUGUUUCCCAGAGGCCAAGGCCAGUCGGUCCCCGGCUCUCGGGCCUGGCCUUCUCUGGCUGCACCCACCUUGGCGAUGGUCAGUGAGUCAUGGAAGCCCAGCCCCCGGCCCGGCCCAGCCCGGCCCGGCCUCCGCUCUGUGGUGGCCAUGAUGCGGUACAGGGCACCCUCCUUCCCACAUCUGCGGGUGUUCUCAAUAAACAGCAGAGGUGUUUGGGCCCAGA